AUGUUCUGCAAGUGGGCGGGGUCUGCACGCACAUGUGCGCAUGGGUUGUUCGGAACUAAAGCGCUGACCAGAACCACGUGAUCAGCUAAACUCUCCGCGCCUGCUCAAUGUCUGUCUGUUUUUCUCCAGAUGUCUCCCGCACCUGCGUGCCUUUGCGUUCUGUGCGGUUUACCGGCGGCGGGGAAAUCCCGUCUGGCGCUGGAGCUGCGGGGUCACGCGCACAGACUCGGCUGGACUACGCUGCUCGUGACGUAUGACGAACUGAUCCCAGCGCGCGACUGGCAAGAGACUGAAUGGAAGCAGCACAGGAAGACGGUUCUGAUGUGUCUGGAGAGAUUCCUGCGUCAGACUCACACACUCUCGGAUCAGACUCAGACUCACACACUCUCGGAUCAGACUCAGACUCACACACUCUCAGAUCAGACUCAGACUCACACACUCUCGGAUCAGACUCAGACUCACACACUCUCGGAUCAGACUCAGACUCACACACUCUCGGAUCAGACUCACACACUCUCAGACAGCGAUGAUGACGUCUGGAUGCGCUUCGAGCAGAUGCUGCAGCAGCAGAGCAUCUCUCACACACACUCACACUCACACUCGCAGCCGCUCGUCCUGCUGCUGGACGACAACUUCUACUACCAGAGCAUGAGAUACCAGAUCCACCAGCUGGCCAGAAAGUAUGGUGUGGGUUUCUGCCAGGUGUUCCUGCACUGUCCACUGCAUGUGUGUCUCCAGAGGAACCAGCAGAGAUCGCAGACCGUUCCUGAUGAAGUGCUGCUGCACGUCUGUGAGCGAAUGGAGCCUCCAAACUUGAGCAGAAACCGCUGGGAGCAGCAGAGCCUGACGCUGGACGGCACUGACCGCAUCACAGACGCAGACCUGCAGAAGCUGAUGGACUUGUUGGCGUCGGCGCUGGAGAACCCAUUGAGGUCCGUCCAGGAUGAGUCGCAGCAGAAGGAGGCAGACCGACAGAUCUGUGCAUCCAGCGUUCUUCAUCAGGCUGAUCAGACCUGCAGACGUCUGGUUUCUCAGGUCAUGGCAUCGGCUCGCGAAACGCAGGCGUCUCCAGAUGUGCUGAAGGCUCUUGCUAAAGAGCUGAAUGAGCUGAAGACUCGUUUUCUGCAGGAUCUGAAGAAGGACGUUCUUCACCGAAUGUCUGUUUUCCCAGAGGAGGAACUGCUGAUGGACGUGACGGCAGCGUUUGAGCGCUGCACACGAGACUGUGUCCAGACACGAGUAAAACAUCACUGAAACUCCUGAUCAUGUGACCAAUGCUUUCUCAUUCUGAAGGAUGUGAUUGUGAAAAAGAUUUUAUUUCAGAAUAUAGUUUUUGUAAAUGCAUCUGUCCACGACUCGUUCUUGCAGUCGUUGAUUUUCAUUUGGAGAUUCAUUUAGUUUGUGCUAUUGUUUGUUUUGUUCAUCAUUUGUGAAUACUGUGAUUAUUUUUAAUACUCCUGUAUGAAUGGCAUCAGAUUCAGUGUGACUGACUGACAGUGAAUCUGUGUUACUGUCUCACUGUUACUCCAGCGAUUAAUGUUCUGGUUCACAGUUGACUUCUUUCUCAUCGUUCGACUGCGUGGAAUAUUUGCGUAGGGUUGAGAACGAUUUUCAAACAUUCAUUAUUCUUUAUCAAAUUUUAAAAAAAAAUCAAUUAUAGAUAUAAAGAUAAAAUUACGUAGUUGGUCUGCGAGUCAAUAAAUUCAAUGAUUAUACAGAUUAUUCAGAUUUUCCACUAACAGGUAACAUUGCAAAUACAAUGUUUAGAUGUUUUGUUUUCUGUAUACCAUAAUGCAUUAAUAAUUAAUAAAUUCCUCCGAUUAUCUGCAACA
Molecule: messenger RNA, 1832 nt
Organism: Ctenopharyngodon idella (grass carp)
Lineage: Eukaryota; Metazoa; Chordata; Actinopteri; Cypriniformes; Xenocyprididae
Gene: pstk
Product: L-seryl-tRNA(Sec) kinase
Exons: 6
Coding region: 130-1254 (374 amino acids)
Molecular function (GO): tRNA binding; kinase activity
Source: RefSeq, a predicted model, not a curated record